Prinia subflava (tawny-flanked prinia) is the source of this 2830-nucleotide messenger RNA. RefSeq names its product phosphoserine aminotransferase 1 (gene PSAT1). NCBI's taxonomy places the organism in Eukaryota, Metazoa, Chordata, Aves, Passeriformes, Cisticolidae. Gene Ontology annotation, cellular component: cytoplasm. The transcript has 9 exons. Gene Ontology annotation, biological process: L-serine biosynthetic process. Bases 63 to 1295 code for a protein of 410 amino acids. The record is from RefSeq and is a predicted model, not a curated record. Gene Ontology annotation, molecular function: pyridoxal phosphate binding; O-phospho-L-serine:2-oxoglutarate transaminase activity.
CCGGAUCCCGCUUACACCGCCCGGCCCGCCCCUCACACCGCCUCCCCGCGGCCGCACUUCCAAUGGGCGGCCGGGACAGGGGUGGAAGGUGUCGAGCCCCGGCGGCCGCGGGUUUAUUAGCGGAGGGCUUGGGAGCGGGGCCGCAGCAGAAGCAGCAGGGGUGGCAAGGCAGUAUCGCAGCGAUGGAGCGCGGGCGGCAGGUUGCGAACUUCGGCGCCGGGCCGGCGAAGCUGCCGCGCUCCGUUUUAUUAGAAGCACAGAAAGAAUUGGUGGACUACAAAGGACUUGGUAUAAGUGUUCUUGAAAUGAGCCAUCGGUCUUCAGAUUUCACAAAAAUUUUAAAUACAACUGAAAGUCUCAUGCGUGAAUUACUAAAUAUACCAGACAACUACAAAGUUCUUUUCCUUCAAGGAGGUGGAUCUGCUCAGUUCAGUGCAGUCCCGCUUAACCUUAUUGGUUUAAAGGAGGGAAGACAGGCAGAUUAUGUGGUUACUGGAGGCUGGUCGGCAAAAGCGGCUAAAGAAGCAGAGAAGUAUGCCAAAGUAAACAUCGUUCAUCCCAAACUAGGAGCCUACACAAGCAUUCCUGACCCAAGCACUUGGAAUCUUAAUCCAGAUGCAUCUUAUGUGUAUUAUUGUGCUAAUGAAACUGUUCAUGGUGUGGAGUUUGACUUUGUACCUGAUGUCAAAGGAGCAGUCUUGGUUUGUGAUAUGUCGUCAAACUUCCUGUCCAAACCUGUGGAUGUUACCAAGUUUGGUGUGAUUUUCGCUGGUGCUCAGAAGAAUGUUGGCUGUGCUGGAGUUACUGUUGUAAUCGUACGUGAAGACUUGCUGGGAUUUGCACUGAAGGAAUGCCCUGUUGUACUGGAUUACAAAACACAGGCAGCAAAUAGCUCAUUGUAUAACACUCCACCAUGCUACAGUAUUUAUAUCAUGGGAUUGGUACUGGAAUGGAUAAAGAAUAAUGGUGGAGCUGCAGCUAUGGAUAAACUUAGUUUAAUCAAGUCACAGAUGAUUUAUGAUAUUAUUGACAAAUCUAAUGGAUUUUAUGCAUGUCCAGUGGAGAGAAAGAAUCGGAGCAGAAUGAAUGUACCUUUCCGCAUUGGUAGCGUCAAGGGAGAUGAAGCCCUGGAAAAGAAAUUUCUUGAGAAGGCUGUGGAACUUAACAUGAUAUCUCUGAAAGGACACCGGUCUGUGGGAGGAAUCCGUGCCUCUUUAUAUAACGCAGUGACUGUAGAAGAUGUUCAGAAGCUUGCAACAUUCAUGAGAAGCUUCAUGCAGAUGCAUCAGUCAUAAAUGCCCAUGGGUUAGAGCCAUGCUGCACAUCUAAGAAACAAAAGCUAAAGGGUUUUAACAUUACCGUGAUACUGCAUGGCUGCAGUGCACAAGUUGGUUUUUUUCUUUUCAUUCCUGUAGCAAUUUUAAUUAACUGAAGAGGCUCAGUCUUGCAAUGACGUGGCAACUUUGACUUUGCUGGAUGUGGGAUCCCCAGACUGGUCGUGAUUGAUUCAAAAAUUUGAAAAUGUGUGGGUAAAACAUGAAUAACAUUGUAGGAUGCUAAGGAUCGGAGUCUGUUUCGCACUUCUAGAAGUGACUUCAGCAAUGCCUUUUUUUAGUAAAAUGCAGGAAGCCAAAUUCGUCACAAGCUCUCUGUAAUACUUUACAAGUACUCUGUGACUGCAUAAUGAAGGUAAACUAACAUGGUCUCUAGGGACAUCUGUUGGUUUAUGGGGUAUAUUCCAACAGUGAACUAUCAGAAGUAUUUAGGAGUUAACACUGACAUUCCUAAAUUGAGGAUCUGGCCUUCGGGCUACUGCUCCAAUGCUAGAAAUACUAUUAUAACCAUUGCAAGUAAUUGUGGUUAAAGUCUACUGGACUGGGCUUUUCUUCCUAUUAACAUUUAUUAGUUUAAAGCAAAGAUUCAUGAGUCUGAUUAAAUAAAUUUCUAAGACUUUUUUUAUUUCUCUAUGCAUUUUGUGUAUGAAACUCCUAGGUUAUUAAUGUUAUAUUCUUAUUUUAGAGCAUGCAUAUUUGCUGCUGCAAAAAAUUUGCUUUCCAUUUGUUUCCUUGUGCCAGACUGGAUUGCUGUAUUCCACACAAUGGGCCUGCGACUUUCUCUGCACUGACUUUGAGCCCAAAAUGCAGCAGACUUUUUUGUCUGUUGUUUAAGUGUUUUCCCUCUCUACUUUCUCCAUUAUUGUUCUACCUUUUCAUGCUUUCAGUUCUGUAGCCUUUUAUAUGUAGAACUUUGUCCAAAUGGAGUAACGAAUAGUCUUCUCUGCCUUUUCCAGACACUGCAGUGUACUUUUGGUUCCACUUUCUCACUUGGUCCUUCUAGCUUGCUGCAGAUGUUGAUACUCUGGGCUAGAGAGGUCACUGUGGCUACUCAGAGUUCUUCAGAAGAUCUCCUGUUAUAGAACCCUCAAGUUACUCUUUUUUCUCAGCUUGUGACUUUACUGCCAAUGCUCAUAUAUUGACCUUUAUCUCCUAUUUUAACUUGUGUAGAAGCUAUCUGCUACUGUCAGAGUGUUUAGCAUUACUACAGCUGUUUUCAGACUAAACUCUUCGGCAGACAAUGGGGAUUUCUUUUUUUUUUUUUUUUUAAUUUUUGUGUAACAUCAGUACAGUGGUAACAAUUUGUUAAUGGUAAUGAUGUACUAUUCCUUUGUUGAUGGAACCUCAGAGCAAGCCAGUGGAAUGUAAUAGGGUUGAGUUACAUUCCUAUCUGAAAAUUCAUCAUUACUGUUUGGAGAUUUUUGUCAACUUAGUGUAACUAAAAGUAUGUGAAUUAUGUGAAAAAAUAAAAUCUAAUCAUGUCAUGAUGUGAAGUA